CUCACGUGACGAUCUUUUAAAUUCCGGUUCCCCUGCAACGCAAUUUGUCACAGUACGAAUGCUGUGUCCCUGCCUCGCUGCUCUUACGCACGCCACAGAAGCUACAACAAGGACUUGACUUCUUGAACACCUUCAAGCGACGCUCCCCUCUCUUCAUCAUGUUGUUAUUACAGUUUUGAGCUCGCUUGUUUUUUUGUUUUUUUCCUGCUGAAGCGCCUGAGUUGACUGGUACCAUCAGGAGGAGGAGGAGGAGGAGGAGGAGGAGGAGAGGAGGAGGAAAAGAGAAAACCCGAGCAGAAAAAGAAAAGAAUGCAACAUUGCACUGCUGCUCGUGUGUUAUUUCUGCACUGAUCAGGUGAUUCAAACUGCGGGAGUACAACCCAUUUAAGCGUCUGUUCUCCUCAAUGCACGGCCACUAGAAAGGAAAGGAGGAAAACGCGGCUCUGUUGCAAGUCCGGGAUCAUCACCUAUAAAUACUCAAGAUAGACCUCGACCUGCAGGCUAUCACCCUAACAGCCCGAGGAACGAUGUCAUCUACGAAAUUCAAGAAGGAUAAGGAGAUCAUUGCAGACUAUGAGACCCAAGUGAAAGAGAUCCGUAACCAGCUGGUGGAGCAGUUCAAAUGCUUGGAGCAACAGUCUGAGUCUCGUAUCCAGCUGCUGCAGGACCUGCAGGAGUUCUUCCGCCGCAAAGCAGAGAUUGAACUGGAAUAUUCACGCAGUUUAGAGAAAUUGGCCGAGAGGUUCUCCUCCAAGAUCCGCAGUUCCAGGGAACACCAACAGUUCAAGAAAGACCAGCACCUGCUGUCCUCCGUAAACUGCUGGUACCUGGUGCUGAACCAAACAAGGCGAGAGAGCCGUGACCAUGCCACCCUCAGUGACAUCUACACCAAUAAUGUCAUUGUCCGCUUGGCCCAGAUUAGCGAAGACAUCAUCCGCCUGUUCAAGAAGAGCAAGGACAUUGGGAUCCAGAUGCACGAGGAGCUGGUGAAGGUGACGAAUGAACUCUACACUGUGAUGAAAACCUACCACAUGUACCACACUGAGAGCAUCAGUGCAGAGAGCAAGUUGAAGGAUGCUGAGAAGCAAGAGGAGAAGCAGUUCAGCAAGUCAGGAGAUCUCAACGUCAACCUCCUGCGCCACGAUGACCGCCAACCAAGACGCGGCUUCGUCAGGAAAAUUGAGAAGAUGAAAGAGAAGAGGCAAGCGAAGUACUCAGAGAAUAAGCUGAAAUGCACAAAAGCCCGGAAUGACUAUUUGUUAAAUCUGACAGCAACAAAUGCAGUUGUGGCAAAAUAUUACAUCCAUGACGUCUCUGAUAUGAUUGAUUGCUGUGACCUGGGCUAUCAUGCUAGCUUGGCACGCACCCUCAGGACCUAUUUAUCUGCCGAAUAUAACUUGGAGACAUCACGCCACGAGGGACUGGAUAUCAUAGAGAAUGCAGUGGACAACCUGGAUUCCCGCAGUGACAAGCACAAGAUAAUGGAUAUGCAUAACCAGGUGUUCUGUCCUCCAAUGCGAUUUGAGUACCUGCCACACAUGGGAGAUGAGGUGUGCCAGGUGAGCGCCCAGCAGCCUGUCCAGACUGAACUCCUGACGCGCUACCACCAACUGCAGUCCCGCUUAGCUACACUAAAGAUUGAGAAUGAGGAGGUGAGAAAGACCUUGGAUGCCACCAUGCAAACGCUCCAGGACAUGCUGACAGUAGAGGACUUUGACAUGUCGGAUGCCUUUCACCACAGCCGCUCCACUGAGUCUAUUAAGUCUGUGGCCUCCGAGUUCUACAUGAGCAAGCUGAAUGUAGCCAAGAGGAGGGCGAACCAACAGGAGACUGAAAUGUUUUACUUCUCAAAAUUCAAGGAGUACCUGAAUGGCAGUAACCUCAUCAUUAAGCUGCAGGCCAAGCAUGACUUACUGAAGCAGACACUGGGCGAAGGGGAAAGGGCUGAAUGUGGAACUACAAGGCCCCCUACCCUUCCCCCUAAACCACAGAAAAUGCGGAAGCCUAGGCCACGCUCCGUGUAUAACCAUAAGCUGUUUAACGGCAAUAUGGAAAGCUUCAUCAAGGAUUCAGGUCAACCAAUCCCACUUGUUGUUGAAAGCUGUAUCAGAUACAUCAAUCUAUACGGCUUGCAGCAGCAAGGCAUCUUUCGCGUGCCGGGAUCACAGGUGGAAGUCAAUGACAUUAAGAACUCAUUUGAGAGAGGAGAGGAUCCCUUGAUUGAUGACCAGAAUGAGCAUGAUAUCAACUCAGUAGCAGGGGUGCUGAAGCUGUACUUCAGAGGACUGGAGAACCCCAUUUUCCCAAAGGAGCGCUUCUUGGACUUCAUCUCUACCAUCAAACUGGAGUCUGGAGCUGAGAGAGCGCAUCACAUCCAGCAGAUUACUGUGACUCUUUCUCGCACCAUCAUAAUUGUCAUGAGAUACCUUUUUGCUUUUCUCAAUCAUCUCUCCCAGUACAGUGACGAGAACAUGAUGGAUCCAUACAAUUUGGCUAUCUGCUUUGGUCCAACCCUGAUGCCCAUCCCAGAUGAACAGGAUCCUGUAGCGUGCCAGGCCCAUGUUAACGAGGUUGUCAAGACCAUCAUCAUCCACAAUGAACUCAUCUUUCCCAAUCAACGUGAGCUGGACGGCCCAGUAUAUGAAAAGUGCAUGACUGGUGGGGAGGAGUACUGUGACAGCCCACACAGUGAACCAGGAACUAUUGACGAGGCUGACAAUGGAACUGAACCACACACCAGUGAUGAAGAGGUCGAACAGAUCGAGGCCAUCGCUAAGUUUGACUACAUGGGACGUACUCCAAGGGAGCUGUCCUUCAAAAAGGGAGCCUCUCUGCUUCUGUAUCACAGAGCAUCUGAAGACUGGUGGGAGGGACGUCACAAUGGUGUGGAUGGCCUCAUCCCACAUCAGUACAUUGUAGUACAAGACCUGGAUGAUGCUUUCUCAGAUAACCUCAGUCAGAAAGCAGAUAGUGAAGCGAGCAGUGGACCAUUGCUGGAUGAUAAGGGUUCAUCCAAAAAUGAUGUCCCGUCACCGUGUGAACAAUCACCUGAUUACAACUUUGGAGGAGUCAUGGGGAGGGUAAGGCUACGGUCCGACGGAGCUGCAGUCCCACGUCGUCGGAGUGGUACAGACACCAACAGCCCAACCCAAGUUGCUGACACUCCGCCAAGGGCUGCAGCCUGUCCCAGCAGCCCUCACAAGGUGUCCAUUAGCAAGAGUCACAUGGAGAGUCCAGAAAAGAGGCGCCUGGGCACCUUUGGCAGUGCAGGAAGCAUCAACUACCCAGACAGGAAGGCCUAUCCUGAGGGCCACCCUCUGAGACCGGUGUCGGGGGCCACGCGUCACAGCAGCCUCGGGGACCACAAAUCACUGGAGACUGAAGCUCUAGCUGAGGACAUAGAGAAGACAAUGACUACAGCGCUCCAUGAGCUCCGUGAGCUGGAGCGACAGAACACCGUGAAGCAGGCUCCUGACGUGGUCUUGGACACUCUGGAGCCCAUGAAGAACCCAGUUAGCUCUGAGCCUGGCAGUCCUCUGCAUACCAUUAUGAUCCGUGACCCAGAUGCAGCCAUGCGUCGCAGUAGCAGCUCUACCUCUGAGAUGAUGACCACUUUCAAACCCGCUCUCUCUGCCCGGCUUGCUGGGGCUCAGCUACGCCCCCCACCCAUGAGGCCAGUGCGCCCUCCUCCUACUCAGCAUCGCUCGAGCAGCUCCAGCUCUUCAGGUGUCGGCAGCCCUGCUGUAACUCCCACUGAGAAGAUGUUUCCAAGUAACAGUACAGCUGCUGCUUCUAACAUGAAUACGUCCAGUGAUGCUGGAGAUAAGUCUGGUACCAUGUAGCAGAGUUGGGAAGGUUGUAAAGCUUCCCAAGUGAGGGGAAAGCUUAUGGAAAUUAGUGCUGAUAUGUGAAAAGCAGAUAUGGAUAUUUUCCUCUCUGUUUUCUGCCUGACUUAAUUCAUACAUUCAGGAAGCUCUUGAAGCGAGCCUACAAUGUGUUACCAUGGUGAUAAACGGUGGAAGAAGCUGUGGAGGUGUGUUAGCGUAAAGCUCCACUCUCUUUGAAACUUUAAUUUACAAAAUGUGUAUAAGAACACAAACAAUUCAGAUUUACCUCAGUUUCAACAAAAAGAAAUAUGUGGCCACGUUCUCGUUCCAGAGAUACAACAGAUGCAAGUGAAGCAAUACUUGUGUGACAUUUAGUAUUAUAUUCCACACAGCACACGAUGUCCAGCUGAUGUUUCAGUCACUCCUGCUGAUGUGUAUGAAACACCUCAUCUGGACGGUGGACAUUCAGGCUUAAAUACCAUGUCUGGUUACAGGCCUAAAGGCUGUACUUACAAAAUUACUUUGAAUUCGCCAUGCUUUCUGUUUGUACUAUAAUACAGUGGAUUUUGAGCAAAGUAACAACUUAGCGACAUUAUAUACUUCUGCAUGUGAGGUUCGGAUCAAAUUUGGAAAACAUUAGAGACUUGCAUCAUUGAGAGAUGAUGAUGUGAGAUUUUCUCUGAUGGUCAUUGGAAGUGUAAGAUAUUAGUCUAAAACCUAAUUUUCUUUAAUCAAGUUUCAGAUGUCCAAAUAUUUGACAAAGAAAUACUUUAUUUUAAAUCUGUCAUCUAUGUGGUACUCUAGAUGUUGCACUUGAAGUCAUCCCGUUCACAGCUAAAGAUAAAAACGUCCUGGCAUGGAGAUGAUCUCUGGAGUCUAAAACAUACUAACCAGAACAUAGCAAAGCAAGUUGUCCCCCACCAUCAUGUACGGAUGGACUGUGGGCAGACUUAACUAAUCUACUGUAGGCAUCCUGUGGUAACCUUGUACAUAAUAUAUAGCUAGUCAUUUUGAAGCAUUAAUCUUGUACAGGCUGAUACAACAAAGGCAAAGGGUUGGCUGUGAAUGACACUUUAGAGUAAAGAUCAUUAACCGCCUUCUUAUCAUCUCCAGUAAACUACAAACAUUCUUUUUAACUGUGUAAAAUAGAGUUAAAGUAGUUUACCUUGUGCUGUGAGCUUAGAAUGCAUUUGGUAAUUGUACUUUAAAAAAACCCUGAUUGAACGGACAAUGAAGCCUAAAUAUGUUUCCUAUAGGCUUUUGACACACUCGCCCAUUUUCACCCUCAGUUUGCAAAACUUGAACUGCUGCCAUUUCAAGUCUAAUUCGGGGAAUUUUAUCAAUGCAUAAGAUCCAUAGAAAAAAAACUCUCUGACAGAUUCUCUCAAAUUUAAAAUGUGAUACUCAGAGAUACCUGAGAAGAAGAUGUUGUGACAUACUGUUAUCACAUCUGUCACAGCUUCCUUCCUUCCUGCCUUUUUAUUAUCCUUGUAGAUACAGUUAUGCUUUGGCUGUAGACUAUUUAUUUUGAUGGAAGAAAACAAAAUAGAGAAGAUUUCAGUGUUUAUAUCUACUGUACCCCUUGUCAUUCUGACAGCUCUAGUCCAGAGACCUUGUCAUCCGCAUCUUAAAAAGCCUGCUCUGUUCUGCAUGUUUUGCGCUGUAACGUCUGACUCAUAUUCUGCGGCAGUUAAACAAUGGCUGUAUGUGGUGCCUUGCCUGGGUAAAAUGCACAAAUUAAUUCAAUAUUAGAUUUUUUAUUUUUGAGGAUUAGAAAUGAUAUAUUAAGCUGCUUGUAGCAGUUGCUAAAACAUAAGUGAAAGAGAACAAUGCUUGAUUGAGUGAAAUCAACUUAAAUAUUAGCAUGUAAACCAAAUUCCACUGUCAACUGCAGUCAGUCUGUACAUUCUGCAGUGUUACUGAGAUACAUGUAAGUUGAAUAUAUUUGCGUGUUGUCAAUGGAUUGAUUCUUAAGAACACAGAGCUCCUACAGCCAGAACAAAGGCAAUACAGUAUUUCAAGUCAAACAGUGCACUCACCCUCUGCUGGUUCCUGCAGGUAUUGCUUCUUGACACCAUCACCUUUUCGAGGGAGAUAUGAUCUGGAGUUGAUAUUACAAUCAUUAAGCUUAUCCAUAUAGUUCUAUUUGUCUGUCCUUACAGUUUUGCGCCGGUGGAAAUCUAUGAAGAUAAUGUUACAAAAAGCAUAUGUUUAUUGAAAUACAAAGAAAGCACACAAGUUAAAAAGGUGAAGUUAUCAUAAUAUUUAACAAGACUGUUUUUGUUUUUUUAUUUAUAGACACUGUGUAAGUGGAGCAGAAGAUUUGAGUGCCUUUUGUGCACAACAGCAAUUUUUAUUGGACUUUUAUAUUUGCUUUUUUUACUGUAAUAUGUUGUCUAUUAGUUGUUUAUUAAAAAUGAUGUUGCUUUUUAUCUUUACUUUAUACUGCUACUCAGUCGUCAAAUCACCACAAGGAAUAUAUUGUGCAAAGAUAAUCCUCUCAUGAAUUCCAGAAGAAUCAUCAUGGAAGGCUUGUCUGUGUUUGGACUGAUUGCUGAAGACUACUGUAGACGCGAUCUACUGAUGAGGUUCAGUAGAGUCAUCUAAGAAUAUUUCUCUUAACGUUUUUUGUUUUCCGUGUGAGCUGCCUGUGCUGUGGUUGAGCCGUAACUUGUCAUUUAGCUCCUUCCCUCCAUUGCAGUAUUGUUGGAAACAGAGGGACUGAUAUGGACCAUCCUCUUGCAAAGGUCAUAAGGCACCCUGUGCGCUCUCCUUCUCCCUAAAUGUGAUGUUACCAGACAUUUUCUUUCCUGGAAUAUAUGCUGAAAUUUGUAACACUGUUAGUCUACUGACAUGAGUUAAUGUUAAUAUGUUAAUAUUCAAAAAGGACAUCUCAAUAAGGGAGUGUCAUUUUGCGGGGACCGGAGUGUGACUGUCACACCAUUUACCUUCUCUUUAAUUGUUUGUCUAGUGAUGCUGUUUGUUGCUGAGUGUCUGGUAGGUUGAAACCCUGUGAUGUAAUGUACACCAUACCACUGACUGGAUGUAGAAAACCCCUGCAUCCAAAUAAAACCAUUAUUGCUCUGUGA
This is a messenger RNA of Cyclopterus lumpus (lumpfish), 6916 nucleotides long. It is a transcript of the gene srgap3, whose product is annotated as SLIT-ROBO Rho GTPase activating protein 3. The record is from RefSeq and is a predicted model, not a curated record. Gene Ontology annotation, biological process: signal transduction; negative regulation of cell migration. NCBI's taxonomy places the organism in Eukaryota, Metazoa, Chordata, Actinopteri, Perciformes, Cyclopteridae. Gene Ontology annotation, molecular function: protein binding. Gene Ontology annotation, cellular component: cytoplasm. The transcript is spliced from 22 exons. Bases 528 to 3842 code for a protein of 1104 amino acids.